Cylindrotheca closterium is the source of this 498-nucleotide messenger RNA. NCBI's taxonomy places the organism in Eukaryota, Bacillariophyta, Bacillariophyceae, Bacillariales, Bacillariaceae. The record is from the annotation of a GenBank genome assembly.
AUGAAGAAUAUAUCACUCCUGAUAUCCGCCUCCCUCAUUGGAAAAUCGGAAGCCUUCUCCUCAACAGGUACAGUAGUAGGAACCUCUGCCAUUAGACCAAAUUCUGCCUUGAAAGACGCUGCCAUGUUGGACCCAACCGCCAUCCUCCAAGGAGGUGAUCCAUUGAUGCUUGCUGCAGGAGGUGCGGUGGCAGCAGUGGCUGCAGCGGCAGCGGCUUUCUUGGAAAACAACAACAAGGAUACCUCUGGUGUUGCCAGUGGAAAAGCAGGGGUUGCCGAACCCGAAGCCAUUGAUGUUUCCAUUCCCUACAAUUCGGCUGCCUUGCUCGCAUUUUCGGAAGCCAAGUUGCCCAAGUCCAAGUCCAAGUUUGACGAAUUCGAGUCUCUCUAUGUUGCCAAGACGGUUGCAGAUGUGACGGUUAAGAAGAUGGCCAGGGAUGUUGUGGCGAUGGAAAAGGUUGCAGCCAAGCUCACCAAGGACUUGGAAGCUUUGUCGUAA